Messenger RNA from Aspergillus tanneri, 705 nucleotides. RefSeq names its product type 1 glutamine amidotransferase domain-containing protein. The transcript is spliced from 3 exons. Gene Ontology annotation, molecular function: glyoxalase III activity. The coding region runs from base 1 to 705 and encodes 234 amino acids. NCBI's taxonomy places the organism in Eukaryota, Fungi, Ascomycota, Eurotiomycetes, Eurotiales, Aspergillaceae. The record is from RefSeq and is a predicted model, not a curated record.
AUGGCUCCUAAAGUCCUCGUCGUCCUCACUUCUCAGGAUAAAAUCCCCUCCACCGGUCAUCCCACCGGAUGGUACCUGCCGGAAUUCGCCCAUCCAUGGGCUGAACUCCAUGAAAAAACGGAAUUGGUGAUUGCCUCGCCCAGAGGCGGCGAGACUCCUCUUGACCCCAGCUCCGUCAAGAUGUUCGAAUCCGACCCCGUGUCAGUCAAGUUUCUGAACGAACAGUCCGCUCUGUGGAAGCAUACGCAUAAAUUGGCGGAUUUUGUCGACCGGGUGGAUGAAUUCGAUGCUCUUUUUUAUGUGGGAGGGCAUGGUCCAAUGUUCGACCUCCACUACGAUGAAACAUCUCUCGCUCUGAUCCAAUCAUUCGCCGCAGCUGGGAAGCCCGUUUCAGCCGUAUGCCACGGUCCGACCGUCUUUCUCAGAGCCACGACCGCGACCGGAGAACCGCUGCUCUCGUCGGCCACGGUGACCGGGUUCUCGAAUGUGGAAGAGGACCAGACGGGCAUGACGUCCUCGAUGCCGUACAUGCUGGAGGACGAGCUGAACCGCGUGUCGGGCGGGGGAUUUGUCAAGGCCGAUCAGCCCUGGGGAGAGAAGGUGGUGGUGUCGCGUACGGCCUCGGGGAGUACGUUGAUCACCGGUCAGAAUCCGGCCAGUGCGACGGGGGUGGGCAGGGAGAUUCUGAAGGCUUUGGGUGUAUAA